Molecule: messenger RNA, 939 nt
Organism: Microtus oregoni (creeping vole)
Lineage: Eukaryota; Metazoa; Chordata; Mammalia; Rodentia; Cricetidae
Product: cystin-1-like
Exons: 3
Coding region: 90-527 (145 amino acids)
Source: RefSeq, a predicted model, not a curated record
CCCUGCUCCCCCGCCCUGUCCCGCCCGCCUCACUCCCGCCCCAGUCCGGCCCGGCUCUCCGGCUGCGCGCUCCAGGCUGGGUGCGAGCCAUGGGCAGCGGUAGCAGCCGGAGCAGCCGGAUCCCGAGGCGGCGGCGCAGCCCUGACAGGCGCCAGGCGGACCCGGGAGAGGCAACCUCGGAGGGCGGUACAGCUGACCAGGCCCUGAAGGCCGUGAGGCAGGAGGAGACCGGCCCCGAUCCCCGCCCCACGACGCCCCCCGGCGGCCGGGAGGAGACCUUGCGCCUGUUGGACCAGUUGCUGGCCGAGUCCGAGACCUGGGGGACCCAGGAGCCGACCCCACGAGGCCCCGCCCGGCUUUCACCCGCGGUGUCCCCAGAAAAGAAGACGAAGGACGACCCUGAAGAGAGCUGUACCCCUGAAGCCCCAAGCAGCAGCCACAAGAGACCCGAGGGGCAGUCGGCCAUCUCCUACGAUUACUCCGAGGAGGAGCUGAUGGCGAGCAUCGAGCGGGAGUACUGCCGCUGAGCUGGCUGAGCAGUCUUGGUUACCACUGGCCAGGCUUCGCAGGCCUGUGAGCUGGGCUCCUGUUAGGAGGGUACCACCUUUUGCUCCACCUGUGACCUGUGAGCUGGGCUCCCGUCAAAGGGUACCACCUUGCUCCACCCAGGCCUGUGAGCUGGGCUCCCGUUAGAGGGUACCACCCUGCUCCACCCGUGGCCUGUGAGCUGGGCUCCCGUCAGAGGGUACCACCUUGCUCCACCCAGGCCUGUGAGCUGGGCUCCCGUUAGAGGGUACCACCCUGCUCCACCCGUGGCCUGUGAGCUGGGCUCCCGAUAGAGGGUACCACCCUGCUCCACCCGUGGCCUGUGAGCUGGGCUCCCGAUAGAGGGUACCACCCUGCUCCACCCGUGGCCUGUGAGCUGGGCUCCCGUUAGAG